AUGGUCAAGCCAACGAAUCCCCUGGCCCUGGCAGCCUUCGGCGUCUCGAUGGCCGUAGCCGGCGUCGCAGCAACGUCCUGCAUCGUCACCGUCACCGUCACGGCCACCGUGGCAACCGUCGCCGCGGCACGGCCUUCGUCUUGCUUCCCGACCGAGCUCGACUGCGCUGUGCUCGUGUCCUACUGCGGCGUGCCCCCUUUCACGGCCACGUCGUCGGCGUCGGCGUCGUCGUCUGUCCGAGGCCCGCCUGGGUCUCGGCCGCCGCCGCCCAUCGAAACUCUUCCUUACGGGCGGAAGUCCUCGGAGCACGGCGCUACGACGACGACAACGGUCCUGGGAGAGGUGACCCGGCUCGUCCCCGUGCCGGAAUCGACUCCCCGUGCCUCCUUGUCGGCGUCGUCCGCUUUGGGUGCUCCGGUCGAUGACCAGCUUUCCGGCACGUCCCGCGGGCCUCUUUGGGGACACAAUACCUACGAGAGGGCCAACUGCUCGACCUCGAUUUGUACCGGCACUCACACACGGCCCGCGCCCCGAUAUGGCUCUUCAUCAACCCACGGCGAAGCCAUUCUCACCGCCGUCUCGUCCGCCGGCGCAACGGGCUCCAUCUCGGCAUCCUCAAGCGUGGCAGGAUCUCCGGCAUCGUCACAGGCCAGCGAAGGGACCACGGCGUGGCCCGGGCAUCAUGCUCCCUCGUCCUCGGGCGCCGGUUCCACGCCAUCCAUGUCUAAGCCCAGGACCGACACGCCGGGCGGCUACGAGUUUUCCAUCCCGGUGCCGUCCCCGAUGCCCUCUGAUGUCCGGGGCUCUUCCACCGCCACGAGUUUCAGCGAGUCCGUCGACGCCGCCACAGGCAGCGGCUCGACCUCUUCCGACGCAGGAGUCUCCCCGGGCACGACGCUGCUCACCACGAGAAAGCCCCCCGCACAAAGUCCCAUGAGCAGUACAGGCCCCCCGGCCGGGCCGGCGACGGCGCCAUACGAGCCGUCGUCUAGCGAGGCAUCCUCGGCCGAAGCCCCGUCCUACACGGAGCCACCCUCCUACCGCACCCGCGUCAGACCUUCCAAGCGCUGA
Hirsutella rhossiliensis is the source of this 1071-nucleotide messenger RNA. RefSeq lists its product as uncharacterized. The coding region runs from base 1 to 1071 and encodes 356 amino acids. Lineage: Eukaryota; Fungi; Ascomycota; Sordariomycetes; Hypocreales; Ophiocordycipitaceae. The record is from RefSeq and is a predicted model, not a curated record. The transcript is spliced from 2 exons.